AUGGCGCAGCAACGGUGGUGGUGGUGUUUGUUUGUAAUAACGUCGUCGAUUAUUGCCGGCGUUUACGGUGGAGAAGUGACGUACGACGGUAGGUCGCUGAUUAUCAAUGGCGAAAGGAAGAUUCUCUUCUCCGGUUCUAUUCACUAUCCACGAAGCACUCCUGAUAUGUGGCCGUCUAUAAUAUCUAAAGCCAAACAAGGUGGAUUAGACGUCAUACAGACUUAUGUAUUCUGGAACCUUCAUGAGCCCCAACCUGACCAAUAUGAUUUCAGUGGAAGAAGUGACAUUGUAAGAUUUCUCAAAGAAAUACAUUCACAAGGUCUGUUUGUCAGCCUCCGAAUUGGACCCUUCAUUGAAAGCGAAUGGAAUUACGGAGGUCUACCCAUCUGGCUUCGUGAUGUUCCCGGCAUUGUCUUCCGUUCAAAUAACGACCCAUUUAAGUUUUACAUGCAAAAAUUCACAACGAAGAUAGUCAACAUGAUGAAAUCGGAAAGAUUGUUUGCAUCACAGGGAGGUCCAAUUAUACUGUCACAAAUUGAAAACGAAUAUCAGAAUAUAGAAAAGGCUUUUGUUGAAGACGGCCGUCCCUAUGUUCAUUGGGCGUCACAAAUGGCGGUUAGCCAACACACUGGCGUGCCGUGGAUGAUGUGUGCGCAAGACAAUGCCCCUGAUCCUAUGAUCAACACAUGCAAUGGUAGGCAAUGUGGAGAGACAUUUGUAGGACCAAAUUCGCCGUCUAAACCAGCAAUGUGGACAGAAAAUUGGACAACUCGAUAUCAAGUAUUCGGCGGGGAUAUUCGAUCGAGAGUAAGAACUGCAGAGGAUAUUGCUUACCAUACCGCUUUGUUCAUCGCUAAAAAGAAUGGGAGCUUUAUCAAUUACUAUAUGUACCAUGGUGGAACCAAUUUUGGAAGAACAGGCUCUGCUUUUACACCGCCGAGUUAUUACGAUCUAGCUCCUCUUGAUGAAUAUGGUCAAAUUAACCAACCAAAAUGGGGUCAUCUAAAAGAGUUGCACGCUGCAGUGAAGCUCGGUUCACAACCAUUGCUUUCUGGAAAACAAUCUUUGUUAAAGUUAGGUCGAAAACAAGAUGCAUAUAUUUUUCGCCGAAAGCAUGAAUGCAUUGCUUUUCUAGUGAACUCUAAUCGCAAAAAAACUAUGAGAGUCACCUUCAACAAUCUACCAUUUCACUUGCCUCCAUUGUCAAUAAGCAUUUUACCUGACUGUAAGACUGUAGCCUUCAACACAGCAACGGUAAACUCACAACACAGUACAAGAUCAUUCCUUCCAAUAAUCAAGCUUGAUUCAGCUAAAAGAUGGGAACAAUUCAAAGAAACAAUUCCAAUAUUUGACGAAACCUCAUUGAGAUCAAAUACAUUGUUAGACCAAUUGAACACCACGAAGGAUGCUUCCGAUUAUCUUUGGUACACUUUCAGCUUUGAACAAGGUGGUAGUUCAGAUUCUCGAGCACAUCUCAGUGUUGACUCGUUAGGACAUGUUGUACAUGCUUAUGUCAACGGAUUACUUGUAGGUUCUGCACAUGGGACUAAGAUUACAAAUACUAUCUUGACAACUACAAUUUCUUUAAACAGGGGAUUGAAUAACAUCUCAAUAUUAAGUGUUAUGGUUGGAUUGCCGGAUUCUGGCCCAUAUCUAGAGCGUCGGUUUUCUGGGCUUAGAAGAGUCAGGAUUGUAGGGAAGCAGCUUGUACAAGACUUCACCAAUCACUCAUGGGGAAAUCAGGUUGGUUUGGUGGGAGAGAAGCUCAAGGUGUACAGAGAUGAGAAAUCCCAAGGUGUUCAAUGGAAUGCAUUCAAUAGUCCUCAGCCACUCUCAUGGUAUAAGACCAAGUUUGAUGCUCCAGAAGGUAGCGGCCCUGUGGUGCUAAAUCUGGGCUCGAUGGGGAAAGGAGAAGCUUGGAUUAAUGGUCAAAGUAUAGGUCGAUAUUGGAUCUCUUUCCUUUCACCUUUUGGAAACUCUACUCAGACAUGGUACAAUGUUCCUAGAUCUUUCCUCAAGUCUAAGGAUAAUCAGUUGGUUUUAGUAGAUGAAGAAUCUGGGAACCCGCUAGGCAUUUCAAUAGAUACAGUCUCAAUCACAAAAGUAUGUGGGCAUGUGUCAGAUAUUCAUCCUCCAUUUGUUGUUUCAUGGAGGGGACAGAACAAAACCAUUUCGGAUUUUGAUAAACAUCAACAUGGGAGAAGACCCAAGUUUCAUCUUCGAUGUCCUAGUAAGAAGAGGAUUUCUCAGAUUCUGUUUGCAAGCUAUGGAACACCUAAAGGGAAUUGCAAGAAUUUUUCAAUAGGAAGAUGUCAUUUACCAAGUUCCAAAGCCAUUGUGGAGAAGGCUUGUAUAGGGAAAUGGAAAUGUACCGUUCCACAAUCAAAUAAGCUUUUUAAACCCGACCCAUGUUCAGGAGUUUCCAAAUCUUUGUUGGUCCAAGCACGAUGUGAUUGA
Messenger RNA from Impatiens glandulifera, 2457 nucleotides. RefSeq names its product beta-galactosidase 16-like. The coding region runs from base 1 to 2457 and encodes 818 amino acids. Gene Ontology annotation, biological process: carbohydrate metabolic process. NCBI's taxonomy places the organism in Eukaryota, Viridiplantae, Streptophyta, Magnoliopsida, Ericales, Balsaminaceae. The transcript is spliced from 17 exons. Gene Ontology annotation, molecular function: carbohydrate binding; beta-galactosidase activity. The record is from RefSeq and is a predicted model, not a curated record. Gene Ontology annotation, cellular component: cell wall; vacuole.